AUGGACAUCUUUGCUGAACCAGACGACCCUAUCCAGACCGUCCAGGACCAGACGCCGUAUCUCUGCAUCGAGCACUGGGAUGGGGGCCUGUUUCGCACCUACGGCCAUAGAAAGCACAAAACAAGCAUUAUACCAGUACUGCUGCGGACGGUUCCGGAUAUCCCCCCGGCAGACCAACCGUACCUAGAGAACCUGUACCCAACCCCGAAGGAGGAGCUCCAGCCGUUGAUACAGACAUGGCUGUACUUUGGGAUGCUGGCCGAAAUGCUGGGCUUGAACGAGAUCGCGCCCGGUGUUCGGCUAGUCGAGGAAGCUGCCGCUACGGAGGAAAUCUCGAGGCUGCACAAGCAAUUGACCCGCGAGGAGAAUGGGCAAACAGUUCUCACUGCCGCCGAGAUCCUCACCUGGGGUCCGCUCUUCCUCGAAAGACUCCAGAUGGCAGAGAACGAGUUCGACAGACUUGUUUACAUACUCCAGUGCCUGCAGUGGGCAAUGGUCAUGCUGCACUCUACCCAGGAAAACAUUGACCAUGCCGUUCGCUACUCCAUCGCCGCGCUGGGCGAGCUCUUCACCACGGGCAUCUACGCCGCCGCCUCGUCGGCCCAGCCGAAGAUCGAGUUGCCGAUUUUGGGCAUCUCCUGGCACCGAGACUAUAUUUGUCCCGGGGGCAGGGUCGAGCAAAAGAUGGUACGCAACGGCUGGUGCCCCAGUGAGAUUGAAAAGAUCCGGUCGCAGCUGCAAGGUUUGUACACGAUGCAUUACACGAGCCAGUUGAAGAAGCCGACGCCUUGGUUGGACCAUUCGAGCUGUGCCAAGACGUUUUGCGGCGCGUUUCGCAUCGACAUGAGCACAUAUGAGCCCGCCCAUGUACAGGACGGUUGUGGGUGCGAGUUCAUCGAGGCGGAUCCGGCAAAGGUGGCGGGCAUCUUGACAAAUACCGAUAGUUUCCCGGUUGUGCGGGUGGAAGGGGACUUGGACGAUGUGAAGAUUGUGGUUGAGGAGUUUGAGCAGGGAGUCUCUUAUGUGGCAUUGUCGCAUGUUUGGGCGGAUGGUCUCGGAAAUCCGGCUAGCAAUUCGCUCCCAAAGUGCCAAAUUGCACGAAUCAGCAAGCUUAUAGACGACCUACCCAGGGCUCCUGGCAGCACAGAGUCUCCGCGGCUUUGGCUCGACACGUUGUGCUGCCCAGUCGAGGUGGAGAGCAAAAUGAUCUGCCUCGAACGCAUCGCUGAUGUGUAUAGGAAGGCGCACCACGUUUUGGUGCUGGAUACGAGUCUGACCGCAUUCAAGUAUGAAGGAACUAGCCCUGCCGAGCUGCUAGUUCGGGCGUUUGGCUGUUCGCCUUGGAUGAGGAGGCUAUGGACUUUGCAAGAGGGCGCACUUGCGAGGACUCUCCAGAUCCAGUACGCAGACAAGGCCGGGAACAAUAUCGCCAUGUUGACGGACCUGUGGACGCUUGGCAAGCAGGAUUCGCGAUACAUGCGAAUAUGGCAGGACGUGCUCAACGAGUUUAGUCAACUACUCGGCUUCAGUCCCAAGACCGGCCCCGAAAACGUCCUCAAAUGGCAGCAGCCGCAAGUCACGACUCUCCAGCGAACCCUCAACUUCCGCACCGUCUCCGUCCCCGCCGACGAAGCGCUCUGCAUCUCAACCCUCAUGAAACUAGACACGAAAUACAUUGCCGCUGGGAGAGGUGCCAGUCAGCGCAUGAAACGGAUGUGGGAAAAGCUAUGCGAAGCAAACGGCGGCAUAUCGACCCGGCUGCUAUUCUACUUGGACGAACAGCUCGACAUAGACGGCUGGCGGUGGGCGCCGAGAUCCCUCCUCGCGCCCGCCGUGCACGACCCUGUCCUCAGCAUAGACGAGCGUGUCAUGCGCUUUCACACAAGGGAGCCAGCCGAUGCCUCGGACAGUGUCGUUCUUGGCACCCCGACGCCAAUAGGGCUGAAGGCACGAUUGCCAGGCUGCAGAGUUGUGCCGACGCCGCUCCUGCCGAAUUUCCCAUUGCACGCCUGGCCAGAGGUUAUCCAUUCGAUUGAAGACCAGGUCGUUGCGCAGAAUGAAAGCACAGGGCAGUGGUUCCGCAUCAUCGACUGGUACCGCAGCAAGAAAAUAUCCGUGUGGACGCGCGAACAGCGCCGCGAGUAUGACAAGCGCGAGAACAAUCCUCUCUGCAGGGCGAUCCACACGGGCAAGUGCUGCCUCAUCAUGGAUCAAAAGAUGACUUUGGAUGACGGCACCACGGCCAGUUGUUUAGUGCAGGUUGAAGAGCUAAGCUCGCAGGAACUGCGAGCGGUGGGACACACAGCCGAGGAGAAGCACCUGGCGUUGAAGGCCCGUCGGGAAAGAGCCGUCAUUUUAUCUCCGAUCGACGAGAAGGAGGGAAAGAUGCUGUCUAGAAUCAAGGAUCUAGCGAUUGUCUUGGCAAAGGACCCGGUGACGGAUGAGUUCUUGCAAAUGCAGAAGAGUUACAAGCCGGGGCAGGAGGAGUGGGAGGCGGCGGAGCUUACGGUCCGGAGAAGGAUGAAGGAGGUUGUGGAGGAGGCUUGGUACGCGGACGACGAGUUUCGGCAGACGAUGAGAGAGUACACUGGUGACGAUCUGGAUGACUAUGUGUGGGUGUUUGUGCCCAAGGUGUUUUCGCAUGCUAUUUGGUUGAGGGAGCUGCCUGAGAGGCAGUUGUGGUUUGUGGAUUAG
Molecule: messenger RNA, 2694 nt
Organism: Metarhizium acridum CQMa 102
Lineage: Eukaryota; Fungi; Ascomycota; Sordariomycetes; Hypocreales; Clavicipitaceae
Source: RefSeq, a predicted model, not a curated record